UGAGUUCAGCCCCUUCGGCUGGAGGCUCGGGUUUAUCUGGGACCAAAGAGAAAGCCAUUCAGGAGCUGUGCGCCGUGAGGUGAAGGAAGGCUCCGUGGCGGACGCUGGGGGGGAGCGACAGAGGACCAGGGAACCGGGGAUUUGACCUUUUACGCAUAAAUUCGGGUGUGUGAGGGCGAGCGGGGAGCUAUGGCGGUGUUCUCUGCUCUUUGGGUGCUCUUACUGUGCCAGCUUUUGACAUCCUCCUCAGCCCAGAGGCCGGGCCCCAGAGGAGCUCCAGGGCCACCGGGACCUGUCGGAGAACCAGGAAGGGAUGGCACCGAUGGCAAACCAGGACCUGCUGGACUGCCGGGGAAAGCAGGUCCCAAAGGGAAAGCAGGAAUCCCAGGAUCACCAGGACAACCAGGUCUGCCAGGACUUCCAGGGGUUGAUGGUUUGACAGGUCCUGAUGGUCCCGCAGGCAAAGACGGACCCGCAGGAGAAGCAGGUGAAGCUGGACCUCCUGGACCACCUGGACCUCCUGGCAGAGGGAGACCAGGAGCUGCAGGACUUCCUGGAACCAAUGGGUUGCCAGGCGGAGUCGGACCCCAGGGUCCAGCGGGUGCUGAGGGUCUUCCAGGACUUCCUGGACCUCCAGGCCCUGAUGGACCCCCAGGUCUUCCUGGUACUCUUCAUGAUCUUAAUGGUGACCUUCUGUGUCCUGCAAUCUGCCCCCCUGGUCCCUCUGGUCCUCCUGGGAUGCCAGGAUUCAAGGGCCACACCGGACACAAAGGAGACAAAGGAGAGCCUGGAAAAGAUGGAGAGAGAGGUGAUGCUGGUCCACCAGGUCCACCAGGUAUUCCCGGCACCGUGGGUCUGCAGGGCCCACGUGGUUUAAGAGGCCUACAAGGCCCAAUGGGAGCUGUAGGCGAUAGAGGCCUCCCGGGCUUCAGAGGCAAGCCUGGCAUUGCUGGAAUCAUUGGAAAGACAGGUGAUGCCGGAGAAAAGGGACCACAGGGAUUCAGAGGACCCAAAGGAGAAAUUGGUAAAAUUGGUCCCAAAGGAGCUCCUGGAGGAGCAGGACCCAAAGGAGAGCCUGGUAUUCCUGGCAGAGAUGGGAAAGAUGGUGCACCAGGGCUGGAUGGUGAGAAGGGUGAUGCUGGACGCCAUGGGGUAGUUGGAGAGAAAGGACCAAAUGGGCUCCCUGGUCUGCAAGGAAAGGCUGGAGCAAAGGGAUCUAAAGGAGAAGUUGGUGAUCCGGGGAAAGCUGGGGAGACAGGACCCUCUGGAGAGCCAGGUAUUCCUGGUGAGAUCGGCAUCCCAGGUGAGAGGGGGAUCGCAGGCCCCAGAGGAGUGGCUGGAGGUAUUGGACCAGCAGGAAACCCUGGGCCUCAGGGAGUGAAAGGCUUCCAGGGAGUCAAAGGAGCUUUGGGGGAUCCAGGUCUUCCGGGACCAACAGGAAUCCGAGGAGAGUUUGGUGACAGGGGUCCAGUUGGAGCUUCUGGAGCUAAAGGAGACAUGGGUGUGGCAGGAAGCGAUGGUUUACCAGGAGAGAACGGAGAACCUGGUCCUUUUGGGCCAGUUGGACAAAAAGGAGAGUCUGGGAAGCGGGGUGAGCUGGGACCUAAAGGCGUGGCAGGUCCUCAAGGAGAGCUCGGUGCAAGAGGGCCUCCAGGAAAACAAGGACUAAUGGGCUUCCAAGGAGAACAGGGUCUGCCUGGAAUCGCAGGAAAGACAGGUGUACCUGGUAAACUGGCAAGUGAGCAGCACAUAAGAGAGCUAUGUGGCUCAAUGAUCGAUGAUCAGAUUGCACAGCUGGCUGCUAAUCUGCGAAGACCGCUGGCACCAGGAAUGGUGGGCCGCCCCGGGCCUGCUGGACCCGCAGGAAGCCCAGGCGUAGCUGGCUCUAUUGGGCAUCCAGGCGCACGUGGACCACCAGGGUACAGAGGUCUGCCUGGAGAACUUGGAGAUCCUGGUCCUAGAGGUGACGUUGGUGAAGCAGGUGAUAAGGGCUCUACUGGCAAAGCCAUUGAUGGGCCAACUGGAGACCAAGGAUACCAAGGUCUUCCCGGAGUACCUGGAAUUGUCAAAGAUGGUCGUGAUGGGUCUCCAGGAGAUCCAGGUGAACCUGGAGAGCCGGGCAGGGUAGGUAGGACUGGGCACCAGGGACCACCUGGAAUCUGUGAUACAUCAGCCUGCCAGGGAGCAUCAGUCGCUGGGAAAUCCUCCAACCCCAAAAACCAUUAAACAUGACUUCCUGCGACCUGAAGCCAUCCACUCUAAGGAGGAAGGGUGAUAAGUGAGGAAGAAAGGAACAAAAGAAGAAAGUGAUCACAAAAAAGUCCUCUUUAUUUAAAUAGAUGUAUCACAAGAUGGGAAGAGUAACAUCUGCAGGUGUGAUAUUUUGAGAGGAACACAGGAACAUCCCAGGAGUGACAAGAACAUCAGAGCAACUGAGAGACCAAAAAAAUCAAGAUGACAUCCAGAAAUAAAGUGAACAGAGGCACGGAAAAGUGCAAGAGAACAUCUGCAUUGAUCCAAGUACUAUCACAUAACAAGACUUGACUUACAAACAACUGGAAAAUGAAUGAUGAGUCCUUUGUGUAUAAAAACUUUGUACAUGUUGUUUCCAUGCCCCCGAUUACUUUGGUUGAUAUCCUUCUGACAGAGAACACUAAAAACAACAGAGGUUGAAUGUGCAUUUAUCAUGGCCCAUUAUGUAAAUCACAGAUGUUACCUCAACAUUCAAGCUAACAGUGUACAAUAUGGAAAUAGGUGCAGGAGGCAAAGAGCCUCUGUGGAGGAGCUGUGUAUGUACUGUAAAAGGAAUAAAAAACAAACACCCAGGUGCCCAGAAAUUGUGUAGAUUAAUGGAAAAAAAACUUUUGAUAGUAGGUUUUUAUGGCUUGUUUUUUUUUUCUUUUGUUGGUUUUUUUGUUACAUGCAAAGUUGAUUCUCCAGAUUUGAGAAUCAAAACCAAAAUAAACUUGUGGAUGCAUGAAUCAAAUAUUGUAAAAUACAGAAAGUUUAAGACUCUUUUAAAAAAGUAUUGUUUUCCAAUCUGCAAUGACCACAUCCACUAUGUACUACCGGUGCUGUAACUAUUAAAUAUACAUGACGUUAAAUACUA
Amphiprion ocellaris (clown anemonefish) is the source of this 3109-nucleotide messenger RNA. It is a transcript of the gene col9a3, whose product is annotated as collagen, type IX, alpha 3. NCBI's taxonomy places the organism in Eukaryota, Metazoa, Chordata, Actinopteri, Pomacentridae. Bases 190 to 2226 code for a protein of 678 amino acids. The transcript has 32 exons. The record is from RefSeq and is a predicted model, not a curated record.